AAGCUUUGAAUCUUUUCCCGAAACAGAGGAAAGUCUCGGUGCUUCACGAGGCUUCAUUUGCCUGUCACUCCUGUCAAAUGUUGAAUGAAUGAGUAUCACGCCCCGCUUGUUUACUUUGAACCGGAAGACGCUCCCACUUUUGACGCAAGGCCUCACGGGGCGUAGGAAACUUGUGGAUAAGCGGAAAAACAACUGACUUAAAAUCAAUGGACAUGGCAACACAUGCUCUAGUCAACGCCCUCUUUGCGGCAUUGGCCAAUCAGCUUUCGGAGCUGGUUUUGGUUUCUACGCGAUGCUUACAAACAACUCGUUGCUAUGAAAAACAGAUGCAAGUCGCUGCUGUCUUACAAGACGACAAAAUAGUGCAUAUUAUACUAUACUAUAUAGUAUACAUACAAACGUACUUUAUACAUUUAUAUUAGCCUUCAGUUAAAUGCUAAAGAAGAACUUAACUACAACUUCGUAUUUAAAAUAACCUUAAAACGAGAUGCCUCCUCCUGAAACAAUGUACUGCGCCCAACAGAUCAACAUCCCUACAGAGCUGCCUGAUAUUUUAAAGCAGUUCACAAAAGCUGCAAUCAAGACGCAGCCACAUGAUGUGCUGCAAUGGGCAGCUGACUAUUUUUCAGCAUUAUCAAAAGGUCAGGACCUACCAGUAAAGGAGAGGCUGGAAAUGCCGGUGGCAACUCAGAAAACAGACACAGGACUUACACCAGGCCUUCUAGAGAGCCUUCAUCAACAUUUCGCACCUAAAGACAUCAUUACAAAAGAGGAGCUUCUUCAGAAGUGGAAAGGACUGCGCUUGCCUAUUGAACAACUUGACACAAUUCUUGCUCUUGGGAACUUCAGUGAAAAUAUCAAUUGGAUGCAGUUUUUUGCUUUAGGAUGCAGUGCUUUGGGUGGGACCAUCACAAGUGCUUUGAAACAUGCAUGUGAAAUACUCACAGAGGACUCUGAGGGUGGUGCAGCCCAGAUUCCUUUCGACACAUUUCAGAGUCUGUACACAUACUUGGCCCAUCUGGAUGGAGAAAUUCCUAAAGAACAGAUCGACAGCUUCUUGCAUAGCUUAGAAGAGAAUGCAGAAUGCCAAGGAGGAAUGGUGCAACCUUCAAAUUUUACAAGCCUCCGUAGUGCUGAGAAGUAGAGUAAAAUCCAGUACAAACAGUCCUCAGGUGGUGAUAUCUCAAAACAUGUUUGAAAACUAUUGAUCCUAGUUACUGUGUCUUGUGUUUGCCCUUUUUAUUCUGUAUAUUUUGAUGUGACUAUUGAACCCAAGUAAAUUUUGAAUCUCAAAUCUAGGUAUAUGUUGUGAAAGUGAAAGAAAUAUAAAACAAGGCCACUGGAAUAUUAGGUGCUUAUCUGAGCAUAAUAAACUUUUAGUUUUGUUUGCAAUUGCGAAAUUUCCCUUUGAUACUGCAUUCUGGGGUUUUCAAAACCCCAUUACCUCACUUACCAUUGUGGUUUCACGCACUUCUGUUUAAAAGAAACCAUAUUCUGUAUAUACCUCAAAAUCUCACACAAUUUUUUUACACUUAA
This is a messenger RNA of Labeo rohita (rohu), 1536 nucleotides long. RefSeq names its product rhophilin associated tail protein 1-like (gene ropn1l). The transcript has 6 exons. Bases 488 to 1144 code for a protein of 218 amino acids. NCBI's taxonomy places the organism in Eukaryota, Metazoa, Chordata, Actinopteri, Cypriniformes, Cyprinidae. The record is from RefSeq and is a predicted model, not a curated record.